Molecule: messenger RNA, 2481 nt
Organism: Myotis daubentonii (Daubenton's bat)
Lineage: Eukaryota; Metazoa; Chordata; Mammalia; Chiroptera; Vespertilionidae
Gene: FBLN5
Product: fibulin 5
Molecular function (GO): calcium ion binding
Source: RefSeq, a predicted model, not a curated record
GGGAGCCCGAGUGCGGCUGCUCGCCCGGGACAGGGCUCUCCUCCCAGCGCUGAGCACUGGGUCCUGGCAGACGCCCCAAGAUUGUUGUGAGCGCUGUAAUCUGAACCAGCUGUGUCCAGACUGAGGCCCCAUUUGCAUUGUUUAACAUACUUAGAAAAUGAAGUGUUCAUUUUUAACAUUCCUCCUCCAAUUGGUUUAAUGCUGAAUUACUGAAGAGGGCUAAGCAAAACCAGGUGUUUUCCCCGUCGGCUCUCCAGUGGCUCGGAGGACCCAGGCUCUCCCCUUGUCCUCUCCACGACUCGCUGUCCCCCCCCCCCCCCCGAAUAAAAUCUCAGCCAGCCCCGCGGGCCCAGAGGAGGCCGAAGUUCAGGAACUGCUCCGAGGGUCCCCCCCGCACUGCCAGCGCCGUCUCUUUCUCCCUCUGCUUCUCCGGCUCCCGCGCCUUGGACAUGCCAGGAUUCACAAGGAUUCUCACUGUCACCAUUCUGGCUUUCUGGCUUCCACGUCCUGGGAAUGCACAGCAACAGUGCACAAACGGUUUUGACCUGGACCGCCCGUCGGGACAGUGCAUAGAUAUUGAUGAAUGCCGGACCAUCCCUGAGGCCUGCCGAGGAGACAUGAUGUGUGUGAACCAAAACGGCGGGUACCUGUGCAUCCCCCGAACAAACCCAGUAUAUCGGGGGCCCUACUCGAACCCCUACUCCACCUCCUACUCAGGUCCAUACCCAGCAGCUGCCCCUCCGCUCCCUGCUCCAAACUACCCCACGAUUUCCAGGCCUCUCAUCUGCCGCUUUGGAUUCCAGAUGGAUGAAGGCAACCAGUGUGUGGAUGUGGACGAGUGUGCAACGGAUUCCCACCAGUGCAACCCCACCCAGAUUUGCAUCAACACCGAAGGAGGGUACACCUGCUCCUGCACCGACGGCUACUGGCUCCUGGAAGGCCAGUGCUUAGACAUUGAUGAAUGUCGCUAUGGCUAUUGCCAGCAGCUGUGCGCGAAUGUUCCUGGAUCCUAUUCCUGUACUUGCAACCCUGGUUUUACCCUCAACGAGGAUGGAAGGUCUUGCCAAGACGUGAAUGAGUGUGCAGCGGAGAACCCCUGUGUGCAGACCUGCGUCAAUACCUACGGCUCCUUCAUCUGCCGCUGUGACCCAGGAUAUGAACUCGAGGAUGACGGAGUUCGUUGCAGUGACAUGGACGAGUGCAGCUUCUCCGAGUUCCUCUGCCAACACGAGUGUGUGAACCAGCCGGGCACGUACUUCUGCUCCUGCCCCCCUGGCUACAUCCUGCUGGAUGACAACCGGAGCUGCCAGGACAUCAACGAGUGCGAGCACAGGAACCACACGUGCACCCUGCAGCAGACCUGCUACAAUCUGCAAGGGGGGUUCAAGUGCAUUGACCCCAUCCGCUGUGAGGAGCCGUACAUCCAGAUCAGCGAUAACCGCUGUAUGUGUCCCGCCGAGAACACCGGCUGCAGAGACCAGCCCUUCACCAUCCUGUACCGGGACAUGGACGUGGUGUCCGUACGCUCCGUUCCUGCUGACAUCUUCCAGAUGCAAGCCACCACCCGCUACCCCGGCGCUUACUACAUCUUCCAGAUCAAGUCUGGGAAUGAAGGCCGAGAAUUCUAUAUGCGGCAAACAGGCCCCAUCAGUGCCACCCUGGUGAUGACACGCCCCAUCAAAGGGCCCCGGGACAUACAGCUGGACUUGGAGAUGAUCACUGUCAACACCGUCAUCAACUUCAGAGGCAGUUCCGUGAUCCGACUGCGGAUAUACGUGUCUCAAUACCCGUUCUGAGCCGGGGCCGGAGCCGGAGCCGGAGCCUCCGACACGCCUCUCACCAGCACCAAGGGCCAGGAGACGGGGAGCGACGAGAGGGAGAAUGAGAGGGAGACAGACGCCCCGCCUUUCCUGCUGAACGUCCCCCGGAGUCAGCCCCACUGUCCUGGCCACGCCUGCAUUAUCGUAGACCUGCCGAUCGGAGGACACGCUUCCCCAGUUCCUACAGUGCAGUUAUCGACAAGGCUUAUCCUUGGCACCCUGGCCCGAGGGUCACGGUGAUUUUUCCAGGCCUUCCGUUUACCUUCAUAUUUUUCAAAGAAAUAGAUUAGGUUUGCUGGGGUCUGAGUUCAUGUUCAAAGACUGGGAACAGAGUCCUCCCCGCUCCUCCGUGCCUCCCCAACCCCCCCUCCCGCGUCCACGCUGAUUGCCGCUUUGCAAAGGCUCACAGAGCCCCCGGGGACGCGGUGUGUAGCUAGCCCGCUUCCUGUAUGCACAGAGAAGGCUAUGGAAAGAAGCCACUGCAGGGCCGAAGGGUUCUUACAGAGUCUAUGCCAAAACCACGUCUGGUGUCUGCCGCCGUAAAAGAAGGCUUAGAGUUGUCCUGAAACUUGUAUAACUGUUUAAUCCUUUCUUUUUGUUCAUUUUGAGUUUUUCGUGUUUUGUUUUGUUUUUAAUUAAAAAAAAAGAAUAAGUGGUAGAA